Molecule: messenger RNA, 4679 nt
Organism: Anguilla rostrata (American eel)
Lineage: Eukaryota; Metazoa; Chordata; Actinopteri; Anguilliformes; Anguillidae
Gene: gripap1
Product: GRIP1 associated protein 1
Exons: 27
Coding region: 287-2857 (856 amino acids)
Biological process (GO): regulation of neurotransmitter receptor transport, endosome to postsynaptic membrane; neurotransmitter receptor transport, endosome to postsynaptic membrane; regulation of modification of synaptic structure
Cellular component (GO): postsynaptic recycling endosome; extrinsic component of postsynaptic early endosome membrane; glutamatergic synapse
Source: RefSeq, a predicted model, not a curated record
GAUAAACGCACUUGGCUUGUGACUCCGUGGUCUCCCUGCCAAUGUUUACAGUGGAAUAUACUACUAAGACAUUUGAGAUCGUACAUCCUUACUUUUAAAGCUUUAUAUGAGUGUAUUUAAUCAAUUUACAAAUGCACGGUUGCAUGUCAGGGUAGUCUUGUGAUCUUUAAAACGGAAGUAUGUAAAGUGAGUCAAUAAUUAAGAGGUAUUCACAUGCUUUUCAAUCUGACCCCUGGAAAUACGACCAUCGGGUGGUAGUUCCCGUACCCUGUUUCCACGAGUAAAGAUGGCGCAGGCACUGUCAGAAGAGGAGUUCCAUCGAAUGCAGGCCCAGCUGCUGGAGCUGAGAACGCAGAACUACCAGCUCUCUGACGACCUGCGCAAGAACACGGCCGAGCUAAAUGCUAUCCGCCAGAAGACCUCGACCCUGGAGAAGGAUUACGUCAAAGCCCAGAAGGCUCUUAGCAAGAGUAAGAAGGCUCAGGAAGUGGACGCUCUGCUCAGUGAGAAUGAGAUGCUCCAGGGCAAGCUGCACAGCCAGGAGGACGACUUCAGACUCCAGAACAGCACGCUGAUGCAGGAGCUGUCCAAGCUGUGCUCUCAGAUAGAACAGCUGGAGCAGGAGAACACGGGACUGAAAGAGGGGCGGGGCCUGCAGCCCCCUCCCCCAAGCCCCGCCUCCAGCCCGGUAGAUGGAGAGUUGCUCCGCCUCCAGGCAGAGAACUCCGCCCUACAGAAGAAGAUGUCAGCCCUGCAGGAACGCUACGAGAAAGACACACAGACCCACAGGGGGCCGGAGCCCAACGACCUACAGGCCUCGGAGACGGACGGACAGACGGACUCCAACGGCGUCCAGGCGCACCCUGAGACUGGCCCGGAGGGGGAGGAGUCGGCAGAGGGUGGCGCCUCUGAUAGGCUGGAACAGAUGGAGACGAAAUGCGCCAAGCUGGAGCAGCGGGUGAAGAAGCUGAGCGAAGUGGAGCUGCAGUUGCACACGGAGGUGGAGGAAAAGCGAUUACUGAAGGAGCAGCUCCAGACACUGGAGUCAUCCAAGCAGACAGACAUGACAAAGCUUCAGGAGGAGCUAGCCAAGCUCUCCGACAAGUUGAAGAAGAAGCAGGAGAGUUUCCUGCGGUUGCAGGGGGAGAAGGAGGCCCUCUACAAUGACAGCCGGACCAAGAUUGAUGAGAUUCAGCAGAGGAAAGAGGAGGAGCUCAAGUCCAUGAAUAUUCGCAUCCAGAAACUGCAGGCGGAUCUGAUGACAGCCAAUCAGGUGAGGCGUGGGCAGGGGGCCUACUCCUUCCCCCUCCCUCUGUCUCUCCCCGGUGCUGGUCCUGGCUGCGCUGUGGUACAGGUAGCGUGUCAGAGUGCAGUGAGUCAGGAGCAGGUGGAGAACAUCCUGAGCGAGAACGAUGCUCUCAGGACUAACCUAGCGGCGCUAGAACAGAUCCAGACGGUGAAGACCCAGGAGAUGAACCUGCUGCGGGACCAGAACAUGGCUCUCAAUGUGGAGCUGCAGCAGAGACAGGCCGAGCAGGAGAAGCUCCUGGCGCACAGAGACGACCUCAGCUCCCAGCUACAGGAGCUGAACCGAGCCAACAGCCGGCUGCUGGAGCAGCUGGGGGAGCUGGGCCUGGAGAAGGACAAGCUCCAGCAGGGCCUGGAGGAGAGCAGGAAGACCGCGGACAAGCGGAAAGCCAUGCUGGACGAGCUGGCCAUCGAGCUGGCGCAGGAGAAGUCGCGGCAGAAGGAGGAGCUGAGCGACGCGCGCCUCCAGCACGAGAAGGAGGUGCUGGGCGUGCGGGCGCGCUACGAGAAGGAGCUGCGCGGCCUCCACGAGGACAAGAACCGCACCGAGGAGGAGAUCCGCUCCCAGCUGCGCGACGAGAAGGCGCGGUCGCGGGAGCUGGAGAGCCUGCAGCAGACGGUGGAGGACCUGCAGGCUCAAAUCCAGUCCAUGGAGGGCGCCAAGGGGUGGUUCGAGCGCAGGCUUAAAGAAGCGGAGGAGACGGUGGAGAGGAACGCUCUGGAACACACUGAACAGCUCCACAAGCUGCAGCUGGAGCAGGCUGCGCAGCUGCAGGGAAAAAUGGAAGAGAUAGAAGCGGUGAAGCAGCAACUAGCCGAGAUGGAGAAAGAGAAGGACGAACAGAGCUCUGCCAUUGUAAAACUCAAGCAGGAGAUUAAGGACACGGUGGACGGGCAGAGGAUACUGGAGAAGAAGGGGAGUUCGGCGCUGAAGGAUUUGAAGAGACAGCUGCACCUGGAGAGGAAGAGGGCCGACAAGCUGCAGGAGAGGCUGCAGGAGAUCCUGACCAACACUAAGACCAGGACAGGUACGGUACAGAGAAGACCACAAGGUAGCACCCCCGCGCAGAGCGCCAACAAGUCCAACACUGGCAGCCCCCAGUCGCAGAGACCUGCCGACCUGUCGGAUGAUGAAGUCGGCGAGCUGUUCCAGCGCUUGGCCGAGGUUCAGCAGGAGAAGUGGAUGCUGGAGGAGAAGGUGAAGCACUUGGAGGUGAGCUGCUCCUCCAUGGCCGACGACAUCUGCAAGAAGAGCGCCAUCAUCGAGACCUACGUCAUGGACAGCCGGAGAGACGUGUCCGGCGCCGCGGCGGUGUCCCACGGUUCCCAGGCGGAGCGCGGGAGCCUGGGCUCGGUGCUCCGGGACCUGGUGAAGCCCGGCGACGAGAACCUGCGCGAGAUGAACAAGAAGCUCCAGAACAUGCUGGAGGAGCAGCUCACCAAGAACAUGCACUUACAGAAGGACCUUGAAGUUCUGUCUCAGGAGAUCGUUCGCCUAAGCAAAGACGCAUGCACAAGUCCGGGAGGAGACCCUCCCGCUACGGGCUAGGCCUGGAAAAAGCCCCUCCUCCCGCCCACCCUCCAUCUCAUUCUGUUUCCGCAGCAACCAAGAGGCAGACACCACUCAAGCUUGCUAAGGGACUGAACCUCUGGCAGACAAACGCGGUGUGAACGAGGGGGGGGGGCAGAGGUGGGGAGGGGCUUUUUUGGCGGUAACGGAAACGCAUUUAACUACUGAAUGUAUUCGAUGCAACACGUUGUCCUUUUGAAAAGCGGAAAACGGAAAGGGGGUGGGGGGGGUGGGAGAGAGAGUGAACUGGGCCUGCCUUUGGUCAGAAGACUUUGGUUUUACUCCCCUCCAGGCGGGGGCCUGAGCCCAAUUCCAGGACAGUGAGCAUGUGCGCCCCCCCCGCCCCCCCCCUUCCAGAAAGGUCCUUCGGUCAUUGAGUGGAAGAGCGUCGGCUUCUCGAGCUCGUAGUUUGAAACGGAGGCUGAAGUUUGCAUGCUCCGCCCACUCUCCCAUCGACUGUACAUUUGCACCACUCAGCUCCCGUCGUCAGCUGCUUAAAAAAUCCGUACCACACAACGGAGGUAUGAACGGUUUAUCAUUUCAGAGAAAAUUAAUUCUCGGGUUGAGCAAAAACUUUCGAAACCCCAGUCAGGGUUUUCGCGUUAAGUUACACCGCACUGGUGCCCAAUCACGUGCCGGGGCCGUUUCACUCCACCCAAUCACCUCACCUGCUGAUUUCACUAAUUAAGACACCGUCAGCCAGAGAACUAAUGAGCGAAAUCAGCAGGUGACGUGAUUGGCUGGAAUGAAAUCCACAACGGCGCGCGAUUGGGCACCACUGCUGCACAGGAAGCCCAAGAAUUGAUUCAACUUCAUUCACAAUGUGACCAAUGACACGUUUUGGGAUAAAUGCAGGCCUUCCCUCGUUGUACGCUAAUUGUUAAUUGUUUAUGAUCAUUCCUUUCGACGGCGUGCUGGCUUGUAAUAUCAGGAUAUUGAUGCGAUUUGUUCUUCCCUCGUCACAUUUAUGGAUUCUUUUGUCGUCAAAUUCAAGUCCUUUUAUCCGCACAGUUAAGUUUUUUUGUUUUUUUUUGUUUUUUAAAUGGCUGCUCUACUGACAGAACUGCAGAGACGCAGAGGACCACAGUGUCAGUGCUUUGUAUCAGCUUGAGUGUACUAAUGUGUACCUGAGCCUGGCUGUUUUAUUUUUUUUACUAUUUUGAUUCCUGGAAGCCUUACCACUCCUGAACAUCUCCCACAUGUUUAGAUGCCCCCACCCCUCCACCCCUCCAUUUACAGCCACACUUAAACAACUGGGUCACACGUUGUAUGACACCUCCAAAUUAAUCUUUGGAGUUUUGGUCUUUGUAGUUUUGACGGCCCCCUGAACACAUUUCAUUGCUUGUGAAAGGCACGGAGUAAGACCCUUGCUUUAGGCCCUUCCUGGUCCCGUACAGGAAGGGGGAGGGGUUUGUAUGAAGGUCCUGCCCGGGCAUUGAACAGAUAACGGGAUCUUUUAGUGAGGUCGCCUCGGUCAGUCUUACACACGCGCAAGAGCUUUUCCACAUUACCACCAACUGCCUUCCUGUGUGUAAUAGUGAGUGAACCUUGAUUAUGAAGCUGAAGUUUUUCCCCAUCCUUGGCUUUUUGUAGGUAAGCUGUAUAUAUGAAUGUUACAAAACGAAACUGUUUUUUUUUGUUUGUUUGUUUGUUUGUUUUUGAAAAUUGAGUGAAAUGAGAUGAAGCGAGGGAGAGGGAGGACACGCGUCCGUGUCGAUCUUUGCCUUCGUCCCCUUAACUGUAACCAAAACAUUUAAACGUCUAUUUAAUCUUUUAGAUGGAAAUAAAUUUCAAAUUUUAA